AUGCAGAAGAAAUUGAACCCAAGUGUCUCCGUUUACUGUUUCUCUCUGCUUCUAUUGAUUCAUUUCGUUGGAGCCAAAUCCGUUUUUGAUCUACAGAGUUUGAAGCAGAUAUUAGAGGAGAAGGUCAACACAGAGAUGGAGGCAGUGGCGACGGAUGGAAACAAGUCGGAGAUCAGAGGGAGCGCUCCAGAGAAGCAUCCUCGAGAGUCCUUGAAGCCCGACAAACAAAGCAUCCUGGCUCGUCUCUUUAAAGACCUCAUGAGGACCUCCAAACGUUCAUCGAGCCGCUACAAGAAGGGUGGCCUGAGGAGCUGCUUCGGCGUCCGGUUAGAGAGGAUCGGCUCUUUCAGCGGACUGGGAUGCUGA
Messenger RNA from Hippoglossus stenolepis (Pacific halibut), 366 nucleotides. RefSeq names its product natriuretic peptide A-like (gene nppal). Gene Ontology annotation, molecular function: hormone receptor binding; hormone activity. Lineage: Eukaryota; Metazoa; Chordata; Actinopteri; Pleuronectiformes; Pleuronectidae. The record is from RefSeq and is a predicted model, not a curated record. The coding region runs from base 1 to 366 and encodes 121 amino acids. Gene Ontology annotation, cellular component: extracellular region. The transcript is spliced from 2 exons.